Molecule: messenger RNA, 1677 nt
Organism: Paraglomus brasilianum
Lineage: Eukaryota; Fungi; Glomeromycota; Glomeromycetes; Paraglomerales; Paraglomeraceae
Source: the annotation of a GenBank genome assembly
AUGGUUAAAAGAGAAUCAAUAACGAUUGCCGACGAAGGAAUUGAAGAAAUAAUAAUAAAUGAAAAGACGGGAGAGCAAACGAACGAAGAGUUUGCCGCUGAUGAUUUGAGCAGUUUUGAAGAUACCACAACGUCUACAGACUCGUCCACACCGUCAAUUGCCGACUCACCAGACCCGAAAUCAGAUCAACGCGUGGCACUCACUCGCACCCUAGAAGCGCUUCGCGAGAAUCCAAAUGACAUUUCGCUUCUCAUUUCUCUCUCUGACGGCUACAUUACCCUCAAUGAUCUCGAUCUCGCACUCGAAUGUCUCGAUCAUGCAAUAGAACUGGAUCCACGCAGCACAGAAGCGCUUGGGAAACGAGGAGACUUGUAUCAAGAGUUGGACAGACACAACGAAGCACUUGAAGAUUUUACUAAAUCGCUCAAGAUAAAACCAAAUGACAGUUUUACUCUAGCGGGAAGAGGUGCUGUAUAUAGAAUGCCAGAAGAUGUCAUUGCAUUGGGCGAUCGUGGUGAAGUGUACUAUUUGAUGGACAAUUUGGAGGAUGCGCUUGAUGACUUUGCUGCUGCCUUGGAAUUGGACCCUAAAAACAUCUUUGCGUUGACAAAGAGAGGUGCAGUAUUUUAUCGUCUUGCUGCAUACGAGAAUGUGUUGGAGGAUCUCAAUAAAGUGUUGGAACUAGAAGAAGACAAUGCAUUUGCACUAAGAUAUAGGGGAUCUGUAUAUGGUCUAUUGGGCAAAUACGAUGAAGCAUUAGAAGACAUGAAUCACGCGUUGAGGCUAAAUUCCGACGAUGCCACACGCGGCAGAGUAUAUUACAUGCUAGAAUGCUACGAGGAUGCACUUGCAGAUCUGGACACUGCUCUAGAAAUAAAACCUGCCAAUGGUUUUGCUCUUCGUACUCGCAGUCGUGUUUACCACAUGUUGAACAGAUUCGAAGAUGCUCUCGUCGAUUUAAACAAGGCUCUCGAACUCGAACCGAAUGACACAUCUGCUAGAGCAAGUAGAGGAGAAGUGUUUAGAGUGUUGAACAAAUAUGAAGAGGCGCUUGUCGAUCUUGACUGGGCUUUGAGACAGGAUCCUGAAAACGUAUACGAGGAAGCACUACUAGACCUCGACAAGGCAGUCAACCUCGAGCCUAACCAUGUAUGGGCUCUAUGUUAUCGUGCGCAAGUAAACCACGCUCUUGGCAGUUAUCAAAAGGCUCUGCAGGAUCUUGAUAAGGCUUUAAUAGUACAGAAUGAACAUUGGUUUCCGCUUGUUGCUCGUGGAGCAGUGUACAGGUCGCUUGAAAAAUACGAUAAAGCUCUGAGCAAUUUUAAUCAAGCGCUUCAAUACGAACCGGAAGAUGAUUUUGAUGUUCGGUAUCAAAAUGAGGCGUUAAUUCAUCGAGGAGGCAUAUAUGGCAUACUUGAGCAUUAUGAGGAGGCUCUGAGGGAUCUCGACAAGGCAUUACAAGUCGAGCCAGAAAGUGUGUUUGGAUUAUGCGAGCGAGGUGCCACAUACAGAGCAAUGGGAGAGUAUGGUUUGGCUCGAGCUGACCUGGAAAAGGCACUCACGCUCGAUCAUGCAAAUCAACUUGCAUUAGGCGAGUUGGAUAAAAUUAAUAAGUUGCUCAUGAAAGGCAAUGAAGAACAAGAUCAUACGAGUUGCAAGGGUGAAAGUGAGAGUUAA